Fusarium oxysporum Fo47 is the source of this 303-nucleotide messenger RNA. RefSeq lists its product as uncharacterized. The record is from RefSeq and is a predicted model, not a curated record. Lineage: Eukaryota; Fungi; Ascomycota; Sordariomycetes; Hypocreales; Nectriaceae. Bases 1 to 303 code for a protein of 100 amino acids. The transcript has a single exon.
AUGUCUCCUGCAGUUGACCGCACAGACGAACAUACUCACUGGCGGUGUUUAGAUUGCGAACAUACGAGAAGGCCAAACGGCGUCAACAAAAAGGCCGAUAAGACAUGUGUCGAAUGUGGGAGAGAAAUUCAGCUUGCUUCAAAGGCCUUGAAUGAAGCUGGAGAAUACAUUGGAAUACUUGGCUUGAUAUCAGAUGAGGGAGAACUGUGGAUAUGGGAACCCAAGAAGUCCGAAAAGCGUCCGUUGAAUAUGGAGGAGGGCGAAUCGUCAGGACAAGGUACUCAAGCCACUGCGGCCGAGUGA